Molecule: messenger RNA, 3520 nt
Organism: Sarcophilus harrisii (Tasmanian devil)
Lineage: Eukaryota; Metazoa; Chordata; Mammalia; Dasyuromorphia; Dasyuridae
Gene: CCDC73
Product: coiled-coil domain containing 73
Exons: 18
Coding region: 79-3426 (1115 amino acids)
Source: RefSeq, a predicted model, not a curated record
GGAAGCCCCCGUUUCUGGAGGCCGGAAGCCCCCGUUUCUGGAGGGAUUCCUCCAUCGCUUAUUGGGCUGCACCCCUGAAUGAAUGAACCAAAUUUUGUGAUGGAUAAAGACUUUAAUGCUGAACCAACUUCCUAUUCUCUUCAAAGUUCUUCAGAACCAUUGUUUUCUAUUCAGAUAUUAGAAUUCAAAACAAGUUUGUUAGAGGCUUUAGAAGAAUUACGCAUGAGAAGGGAAGCAGAAAUUCAGUAUGAAGAUCAUAUUAAGAAGAUAAUUGUAGAAAAGCAAGAACUUCAGUGGCAAAAGGAAAAUCUUCAGCAUCAAAAAGAAACAUUAACAAAGCAGCAUAAAGAAGCUAUGGCACUUUUUAAAAAGCAGUUGCAAACAAGAAUGUGUGCUCUGGAAGAAGAAAAGGGACAACAUCAACUUGCUUCAGAAAUAAAAGAAAAAGAAAUAGAAGGACUAAAAGAAACAUUGAAGGGAUUACAGGUUUCAAAAUAUUCUUUACAGAAGAAAGCAAAUGAAAUGGAACAAAAACUCCAGUUAAACCUCUUGGCUAAAGAAGAUCAUCAUAAGCAACUGAAUGAAAUAGAGAAAUAUUAUGCUACAAUCACAUGUCAAUUUACAAUGGUAAAAGAAAGUCAUGAAAAAUUAGAACAGAAUGUACACGAAGCAAUCCAGUUAAAUAAGAGACUGUCAACAAUAAAUAAAAAACUAGAAUCUGAAGUAUGUAGUUUAAAACAGGAGCUGAAGAAAGUAACUACAGAUUUGAUAAAGUCCAAGGUCACAAGUCAGUAUAGGGCAGAAGGAGAAGAUAUCAAUCUUACAAUAAAGGAACAACAAUUUCAAGAAUUACAAGAAAAGCUUCGAAUGGAAAUUGAAGUAAGAAAGAAGAUUAGUGAAAAGGUUAUCUGCCUUCAAGAAGAAAAACAGGGCAUCAUCAGUUCUUUUGAACAUAUUCAACAAUUACUUCAGCGACAGACUCAAAAUAAUAUCAGAAUGGAGGCAGACUUAAAAGCACUGAAAGACAAUAAUCAGACCCUUGAAAGAGAUAAUGAGCUGCAAAGGGAGAAGGUAAAAGAAAAUGAAGAAAAGUUCUUUAAUCUUCAAAAUAAGCAUGAGAAAGCACGAGGAACUUGGGAAAAACAUGAAAAAAAGCUCAUUGAAGAAAUAGAUGCGAUUAAAAAUGAGUUGAUGUCAAUUAAAGAAGCUCAUCUUAAAUUACAAGAAAGCUAUAAUGAAUUAUCCUCUCAGAAGAAUGUCUUUUUUGAGCAUGAUAAUAAGCUUCAGAACGGCAAAGAAGCAAAAGAGAAUGGAAAUGAAAUUUCAACAGAGCAAAAACAAUCUAAGUUGAUAGAAAUCACCACCAUACAACAGCAGAAUCCUCAGCAAGAAAUAACUGCAGUAAAUGCCAUGAAUUUUUGUUCAAACACUGAAUAUAGACCAAUAGUAAAAAAUAACCAAGGCCAUGAGAGAAAUUCAGAAGAAUUACAAUUUUUUGAAAACAAUGAGAAAAAAGAAAUUGAUCCUACUAAAGAAAGAAAAACUGAAGAACUUUCUGAAGAAAAACUACUUAAAACUUCUCAAAGUAAAGCUUUCAGUCUAGAUAAAGAUUUAUUGCGGCAAGGCCAGAUCUGUCAAGUAUACACUGCUGACUUGAGAAACACAGAAGCUACACAAACAAAAGACAAAAUGUGCUUAGAAAGAGGUUUUGGUUGUAUGGAAUUUCAGACACUGAAUAAUCCUUACUUGGUGACAGAAAUAUCAGUGGAAAAAGGAAGGAUUCUUCAAGACAGACCUCAAGAGUUCAUUCUCCCCCAUGCAGAUGAGGCUGCAGAAACUGGUCACAACAAGUCUGUCCAGGAAAAGCUUCCUGAUAGCAAUCAUGACAUAAAUAAUGUACAAUGUGGGGAAGAUGUUACUGGGAAUGAAAUACCCAAACAAGAAUCCAGAAUGAGUCUUGGGACUGAAGAAAAUGCUAUAAAUGAAGAAAUUUCAAAUAAUGACCUAAAAGAAGCUAAAUUGAAUCCUGCCCUAAUUGCAAAAGAUGUUUCUAUUGACUAUCCAAAGGACAGCUCAAGGGAUAAUAGUUCUUGUGUCUCAGAUUAUAAAGAGUGUAAAUCAAAUCAAACACAUCCAUUACCUAAAAGAGAAUGUGAUGAUGCACAAUGUAAGCAGGGUUGUUCUUCUGCUCAAGAGAACCAUGAUACUUUAGGGGAAAUGGACCUAACCAAUACCUGUGGUAUGACAAUUAAUAACCCAAUUUCACCUGCUGCCUUAAAUGAUAAUAGGAAGGUAUAUUGUGAGAGUUCAAAAAAAUUCUUUAGUAUGAAGGCCAUCCCAGGAAAAGCCACCCGAAGUCUGAGGGAAGUAGUUUCUUGGGAAAACUUGAAUGAAAUACAGAGCCAUCAAUCCAAACAGGAUGGUCCUAAGCAGGUAGAAAGUGAGGAAAAUGUGACAGUUUGUCUUUUUCAAGUUAACCCUGAGAAUACAGCUGUUUCACAGAUCCAAGAUGUGGAAGCUGCUGUUCAAAAGCCUACUCUUGGGAAAACUAUCACUGGUAUACCAAGUCUUUCCAGCAAAGAGAGUCAAGUUAAUGAUACUCAGAUAAAUGAAGGCAAAGAUAAUUCCAUUGCAAAAAAUGACCUCUUCCUUGUUAGUAAUAUUAUGGCACCGCAGAAAACAUUGUUAAAUAAUUCAAGAGAGAAAACAGACUCAUUAAGUAACACAGUUUCAGAAAGAAAAUAUAUUGAAGGACAGUUGGAAGAAUCAUGCUUGUUUCACAUAAAGCCAUCUGGAGAUUUAGUAAACAGAAGUGGAAGGUCAGCCUUUGAUCUUUCAACUUCAGAUAAAGAAACUGAGAAAACUCCAGUAUACUUAAAUUUUUUAGACCCUCGUCCUUGGGCAAAAGUAAAUCAAGUUGAAAGUCAAACAAUGAACACUUUAGCUUCCAAGAUGCCUUUGUUGCUAAAAGAGAGACUGGUGGGUUCAUCAGAAAACAAAAAGAAAUCUUCAAAGAUACUUUGUCAAAAUCUUGGCCUGCAUGCUGUCAUGAGGAAAAUAAGAAUGGAUACUCCCAGCAUUAACAGAAUGGCUGACACUUUGACUAACUCAAGUAUCCAGCCAAGUCCCAAGAGAGAUCCCAGAGAAGAGUGGAAUGCGAUUGCAGAGACAUUUUAUGAUUCUUCUUUUCCCACAGAACAUGACAAACCACAACUCCUGAAGGCCGGCUUACUGCCCAGACCCGUUCAGGCAGCCCAGAGUAAAGAUAAGGCUGAUUCUACCGACUGUUCUCUUGGUGAAGAAGAGGAUGACUGGCAAUCCCAAGCCAUUUUGAUGAAAAACCAAAUUAGUGAAAUAGAAAAGUUUCUGAAUUUGGAGAAGUCUAAAGAAACCAGAAAAAGAAAAUCUGAAGAGUUAUUAGAAUAAGUAAUUGAAAAAAAGCUGAAUACUUGAAUGGAUGCUCUUUAUAAUGCAACCAGUUAACUAGAAUGCUGUAUUUUGAACCAAAUAGAAUAUGAUA